AUGUCUUUAAUCGGAACGGCUUCCGAGAUCUGGUUGAAAAAGCGGGUCAUGUCGUAUGACUUGUCUAUACCUGGGGACUCGGUUUCUGGAGUUUCCUGUCCCUCUUCUUUUAUUGGAGCUUCAGAGUCAGUAGCGGAAAGUUCUGUGGUUUCAGAAACAGUCUCAGAUUCGGUAGCUGGAGCUUUUUCAGCGGGCACCUCUUCUGGCACCCCCUUUUCUUCUUUCACAGUAGAAGCAGACACAGUAGGUUUCUCGACAAUUGGCUCGGUUUCUGGAACCUCACGUGCGGGUUCGGCAACCUUAGGUUCUUCAGCCUUUGGAGGUUCUGGCUUGGAUUCCUCCUCAACCUCUGGUUUAGGUUCCUCUUUCACUUCAGGAACAACCUCCUUUGGCUUUUCCGUCACUGGUGCCUCCUUUUUGACUUCCUCGACGGCUGGUUUCACCUCAGUCUUGGUUUCCUUGAUUUCCUUGGUUUCUGCUGCUGGAGCGGCCUGCGGCUUAUCCUUUCCUGCGGCGGCUUUGACAUUUUUCAACCGAAGAGCCGGAGGAGUGGCAGGCUUCGAGACAGGGGUCGCAAUGGGUUUCACCGGGGACAUGGGCACAGAAGCGGUUGUAGGUGGGACUGCUGGUAGGUUUGGUGUGACUUUCGACAAAACCGGGGUAGAAGAUGAAGACGAGGUCGAGAACGAAGCUGUUUUCGAAUGGCCCUUGUUGAAUUGGACAGGCUCGCCGUUCUUGUUCUUAAUGCUCAAACCAGCAGGUUUACCGACAGGAGUGUGA
This is a messenger RNA of Ogataea philodendri, 780 nucleotides long. RefSeq lists its product as uncharacterized. The record is from RefSeq and is a predicted model, not a curated record. Bases 1 to 780 code for a protein of 259 amino acids. The transcript is spliced from 2 exons. Lineage: Eukaryota; Fungi; Ascomycota; Pichiomycetes; Pichiales; Pichiaceae.